Pseudopipra pipra is the source of this 4920-nucleotide messenger RNA. It is a transcript of the gene USP7, whose product is annotated as ubiquitin specific peptidase 7. Gene Ontology annotation, molecular function: cysteine-type deubiquitinase activity; protein binding. Gene Ontology annotation, biological process: regulation of protein stability; protein deubiquitination. The record is from RefSeq and is a predicted model, not a curated record. Bases 319 to 3630 code for a protein of 1103 amino acids. The transcript is spliced from 31 exons. Lineage: Eukaryota; Metazoa; Chordata; Aves; Passeriformes; Pipridae. Gene Ontology annotation, cellular component: cytosol; nucleus.
CCUCCGGCCCCCGGGGAAGCCGCCGCCGCUGCCGCCGCCCCCGGCCGGUCCCUCCUCCCAGCCCCUUUCCCCCGACCGGGUGCCGCCGCCGAGAUUGGGCGAAUAGCGAGCAAAUACGUGCGCGUCUCGCUGCCUCCGCCGGCGCCCCGCUCCCUGCUCGCCGGAGCCCCGCCGCAGCCCCUCGAGCCGGGCGCCCAGUCCCGGCCGCUGCCGAGGCCCCGCCGCUCCUCCGCCCCUUCCCCUCCCGACACAGGCCCGCAGCCCCCCGCGGGAAAGGCCCAGCCCGCCGCCGCCAACGAGCCCCAGCCCCAGCCCGACAUGAACCACCAUCAGCAGCAGCAGCAGCACCAGAAGCCCGGGGAGCAGCAGCUGAGCGAGCCCGAGGACAUGGAGAUGGAAGCUGGAGAUACAGAUGAUCCUCCAAGAAUUACUCAAAAUCCUGUCAUUAAUGGGAAUGUAGCGAUGGCUGAUGGACAUAACAACACUGAAGAAGACAUGGAAGAUGAUACAAGUUGGCGAUCAGAAGCAACAUUUCAGUUUACAGUCGAACGCUUCAACAGAUUGAGCGAGUCAGUUCUCAGUCCUCCCUGCUUUGUACGGAAUUUGCCAUGGAAAAUCAUGGUUAUGCCACGACUCUACCCGGACAGACCACACCAAAAAAGUGUAGGAUUCUUCCUUCAAUGCAAUGCUGAAUCCGAUUCCACGUCAUGGUCCUGUCAUGCACAAGCAGUUCUCAAGAUAAUAAACUACAAGGAUGAUGAAAAAUCAUUCAGUCGUCGUAUUAGUCACUUGUUCUUUCAUAAGGAGAAUGACUGGGGCUUUUCCAACUUCAUGGCCUGGAGUGAAGUUACUGAUCCUGAAAAAGGCUUUAUAGAAGAUGACAAAGUUACUUUUGAAGUCUAUGUUCAAGCAGAUGCUCCACACGGAGUGGCGUGGGAUUCAAAGAAGCACACAGGAUAUGUUGGCUUAAAGAACCAGGGAGCAACUUGUUACAUGAACAGUUUGUUACAGACUUUAUUUUUCACAAAUCAACUACGAAAGGCUGUGUACAUGAUGCCCACAGAAGGAGAUGAUUCAUCCAAAAGUGUUCCUUUAGCAUUGCAAAGAGUGUUUUAUGAGCUGCAACAUAGUGACAAACCAGUUGGAACUAAAAAGUUAACAAAAUCGUUUGGGUGGGAAACUUUAGACAGCUUCAUGCAACAUGAUGUCCAGGAAUUAUGUCGAGUGCUGCUCGAUAAUGUGGAAAAUAAAAUGAAAGGCACGUGUGUAGAAGGCACUAUUCCUAAAUUGUUCAGAGGGAAGAUGGUGUCUUAUAUCCAAUGCAAGCACGUAGACUAUCGAUCUGAACGAAUAGAAGAUUAUUAUGACAUCCAGCUAAGUAUAAAGGGAAAGAAAAAUAUUUUUGAGUCCUUCAUUGACUACGUUGCAGUGGAACAGUUGGAUGGUGAUAACAAAUAUGAUGCAGGAGAACAUGGCUUGCAGGAGGCAGAGAAAGGUGUGAAGUUCCUAACAUUGCCCCCAGUAUUACACCUACAGCUCAUGAGGUUUAUGUAUGAUCCUCAGACUGACCAAAACAUCAAGAUAAAUGAUAGGUUUGAAUUUCCUGAACAGUUGCCACUAGAUGAAUUUUUGCAAAAAACAGAUCCUAAAGAUCCUGCAAAUUACAUCCUCCACGCAGUCCUGGUCCACAGUGGAGAUAACCAUGGUGGACAUUAUGUUGUUUACUUAAAUCCAAAGGGCGAUGGCAAAUGGUGUAAAUUUGACGAUGAUGUUGUAUCAAGAUGCACGAAGGAGGAGGCGAUUGAACACAACUACGGGGGUCACGACGACGACCUGUCAGUGCGGCACUGCACCAACGCCUACAUGCUGGUCUACAUCAGGGAGUCCAAACUCAGUGAAGUUUUGCAGCCUGUCACCGACCAUGAUAUUCCUCAACAACUUGUAGAAAGGCUACAAGAGGAGAAAAGGAUAGAAGCUCAGAAGAGGAAGGAGAGGCAGGAAGCUCACCUCUAUAUGCAAGUGCAGAUAGUGGCAGAGGAUCAGUUCUGUGGUCACCAAGGCAAUGAUAUGUAUGAUGAAGAAAAAGUGAAAUACACUGUUUUCAAAGUAUUAAAAAACUCCACACUCACAGAAUUUGUUCAAAACCUCUCUCAAACGAUGGGAUUUCCCCAGGAUCAAAUCAGAUUAUGGCCAAUGCAAGCAAGAAGUAAUGGAACAAAAAGACCUGCAAUGUUGGAUAAUGAAGCAGAUGGCAAUAAAACGAUGAUUGAACUCAGUGACAAUGAGAAUCCUUGGACAAUAUUUUUGGAAACAGUAGAUCCAGAGAUGGCUGCUACUGGAGCAACAUUACCCAAGUUUGAUAAAGAUCAUGAUGUGAUGUUGUUUCUGAAGAUGUAUGAUCCAAAGACUCGGAGUUUGAAUUAUUGUGGACAUAUCUACACCCCUAUAUCCUGUAAAAUACGUGACUUGCUUCCAGUUAUGUGUGAGAGAGCAGGAUUUCCACAAGAAACUAACCUUAUCCUCUAUGAGGAAGUUAAACCCAAUUUAACAGAAAGGAUUCAAGACUAUGAUGUAUCUCUUGAUAAAGCUCUGGAUGAACUCAUGGAUGGCGACAUCAUAGUGUUUCAGAAGGAUGACCCAGAAAAUGAUAACAGCGAACUACCAACAGCCAAGGAAUACUUCCGAGACCUCUACCAUCGUGUGGAUGUCAUUUUCUGUGAUAAAACCAUCCCCAACGACCCAGGCUUUGUUGUUACUUUAUCCAAUAGGAUGAAUUACUUUCAGGUUGCAAAGACAGUCGCGCAAAGACUUAACACGGAUCCAAUGCUAUUACAGUUUUUCAAGUCCCAAGGUUAUAGGGAUGGCCCUGGUAAUCCUCUUAGACAUAAUUAUGAAGGUACUUUAAGAGAUCUUCUGCAGUUCUUCAAGCCUAGGCAACCGAAAAAACUCUACUAUCAACAGCUCAAAAUGAAAAUAACUGAUUUUGAAAACAGAAGAAGUUUUAAAUGCAUAUGGCUAAAUAGCCAGUUUAGGGAAGAGGAAAUAACAGUAUAUCCAGAUAAGCAUGGGUGUGUGCGGGACCUGUUAGAAGAAUGUAAAAAAGUUGUAGAACUCUCUGAAAAAGGUUCAGGGAAAUUAAGGCUGCUAGAAAUUGUAAGUUACAAAAUAAUUGGUGUCCAUCAGGAAGAUGAGCUGUUAGAGUGUUUGUCACCUGCCACAAGUCGAACGUUUCGAAUAGAGGAAAUUCCUCUGGACCAGGUAGAUAUAGAUAAAGAAAAUGAGAUGCUAAUCACAGUGGCACAUUUCCACAAAGAGGUUUUUGGGACAUUUGGAAUUCCAUUCUUGCUGAGGAUACACCAGGGUGAACACUUCAGAGAGGUUAUGAAGCGGAUUCAGACAAUGCUGGACAUACAAGAAAAAGAAUUUGAAAAGUUUAAAUUUGCCAUUGUAAUGAUGGGCCGACACCAGUAUCUCAAUGAAGAUGAGUAUGAAGUGAACUUGAAAGAUUUUGAGUCCCAACCUGGCAACAUGUCUCAUCCAAGGCCAUGGCUAGGGCUUGACCAUUUCAAUAAAGCCCCAAAGAGAAGUCGCUACACUUACCUUGAAAAAGCUAUUAAAAUCCAUAACUGACUUACUUAACCAGAUUGUCAAGGCAAGGGACAAAAAUAAGUGUGUGUGUGCACCUUUUUAACAACUGUAGAACUUUGGUACACGUGCACUAUAUCUGAAGUCUUCAGCAAGAGGAUUUGCUGCUGAUGUUAAUUUUAUUUUGUUGAGGCUGUUCAGUUUGGCUUCUCUGUAUCUAUUGACUGCCCUUUUUGAGCAAAAUGAAGGUGUUUUUAUAAAAGCUUGGAUGCCAAUGAGAGUUAUUUUAUGGUAAACGUAAUGCAAGGCAAUUGUCAGCAUAAUGAGGGAAGAGUUUAGUAGAACAGUUGACAUUGGCAAAAUUAUUUGUCUGUAGUACGUUUAUAGAUGGCAUAAGCUGACUGGCUGCCCUUCCCAGUGUGGUGUUCACCAUCACUGCAGCUAGUAAGUCUUAUGUUUAGACUCACAUCAGAUUUAUUUCCUUCAGUUAUACUUUAAAUGACAUUUUUGUGCAUUUGUAAAUGCAAAAAAAAAAACAAACUCACAUCAUCAAUAAAUAGCAAUCUCUACUUCAUUGUGUACAUUGUUGGCACUUAUUCGGGAUUUUUGUCUCCUCCAGCUUCAUAGAAUCUUUUUUAAUAAACUAGUUUUCAUUUAAUUUAGUCAAUACUUUGCAUCCCGUUUUGCCAAGUGGAUGCCCUGAGUCCUAAAAAAAAAGAGAUAUUUGGGUCUUUUGAUGAAAUUUUCAAACCAUUGAUAAAUACUGUUGCAAUUUAUUAUGCCAUCUUCUGGCAAAUAGAAUGACACUCAAAAGUUGGCAAAAGCAAGUGAAAAGAUUAUAAAUAUCAUUAAUUUAGUUACCAUGGGAAGAGAUGGGGAAAACACAAGAACUAGCCUUUUAGCACAGAGGGCAUGCUCACUAGUGUUUAGUAAGCUGUUGACUUUGUAUAAAAAAGGAGGAAAAAAAAACAGAAAAAAGAAGAAAAAAAAAAGAAAAAAGAAAUUGUAUAUUUAAUGAAUGAACAUGUACAAUUUAACACUUGGAGGUUAAUUUUAUUGGGUGAGUCUGCAAGUGAAUUUCACUGAUGUUGAUAUUCAUUGUGUGUAGUUUUAUUUCAGUCCCCAGACUGCUUCCUUUUCUUUUGGAGCUAAUGCCAGCCGCGUGUCUAGUUUUGAGUGCAGUAAAGAUAGAAUCAGCAAUUCACACUUAAUUUUACAUUCUUUUCCAGUAUUUUAUUUUGUUUCUGUAGCCGCAGUGUACAACUCCUCUUCCUGUAUAUUGCCUUUUUUUGCUGGAAAAUGUUGUAUGUUGAAUAAAAUUUUCUAUAAAAUUUU